CAAAUCUUCUUCGAAAUUUCAUGGAUCACAUUCAAAUUCUCUCUAAUAUACAAACACUUCUCAAAAUUCACGUUUUCUUUUCACAAAUAAUGAAUGCUUUUCACACUUCUUCACAAUAACCAGCUCAUCAACUUUCAAAUGAAAUGAUUCAUAUCUGGUGAAAAACUUUAUCUUCUUUAGUUUCUAUCAUAUCAUAUUUUGUGUUCAUUCUUUCUUAUUACAUUAGAAUGUUACAUUUAUACAUCACUUUUAUCUUAUUAUUCCAAGUGAAUAAAUAGGUUACAAAGUGUAGUUUUAGUUUUAGCAACAUAACAUGAUACUAUCACUGAAAGGAUGACUGGGACAAUUGUCCUUAGCCAAACUCAUUUUUCAUCACUACCAAAUAAUCAACCCUAUAGCAUUGAAUUGUGCAAUAGUUUCAAUGAAAAAAGAUGGUUAUGUUUACUCAAAAGAUGCAAUAGUAUGGAAGAAUUUAAGCAAGUUCAUGCCCAUGUUUUGAAAUGUGGUAUUUUCUUUGAUACAUUUUGUAUGAGCAAUCUUGUUGCAACUUGUGCUCUAACAAAAUGGGGUAGCAUGGAUUAUGCUUGUUCAAUCUUCACUCAGAUCGAUGAACCGAGUAGUUUUGACUAUAACACAAUGAUUAGAGGAAAUGUUAAUGACAUGAAACUAGAAGAAGCUUUGUUGCUUUAUGUUGAUAUGAUUGAAAGAGGUGUUGAGCCUGAUAAAUUCACUUAUCCUUUUGUUUUAAAGGCUUGUUCUUUAUUAGGCGUGGUCGAUGAAGGAAUUCAAGUUCAUGGUCAUGUUUUUAAGAUGGGUCUUGAAGGUGAUGUCAUUGUGCAAAAUAGUUUGAUCAACAUGUAUGGUAAGUGUGGGGAGAUAAAGAAUGCUUGUGAUGUGUUUAAUGGAAUGGAUGAAAAGAGUGUUGCUUCAUGGAGUGCUAUUAUUGGUGCUCAUGCUUGUGUGGAAAUGUGGAAUGAAUGUCUAAUGCUUCUUGGGAAAAUGAGUAGUGAAGGAAGGUGUAGGGUUGAAGAAAGCACACUUGUUAAUGUGCUCUCUGCUUGCACUCAUUUAGGGUCUCCUGAUCUUGGAAAGUGUAUACACGGGAUCUUGUUGAGGAACAUUAGUGAACUCAAUGUUGUUGUGAAGACUUCGUUAAUUGAUAUGUAUGUCAAGAGUGGAUGUCUUGAGAAAGGUUUACGCGUAUUCAAAAAUAUGUCGGAGAAGAAUAGAUAUUCUUACACUGUAAUGAUAUCUGGUCUUGCGAUUCAUGGACGUGGUAAGGAAGCUCUUAAAGUUUUCUCAGAAAUGAUUGAAGAAGGUUUGGCACCAGAUGAUGUUGUCUAUGUUGGCGUAUUUAGUGCUUGCAGUCAUGCUGGUCUUGUCGAGGAGGGUCUACAAUGUUUCAAAAGCAUGCAAUUUGAGCAUAAGAUUGAACCAACGGUUCAGCAUUAUGGUUGCAUGGUGGAUCUGUUGGGAAGAUUUGGGAUGCUAAAGGAAGCCUAUGAACUCAUAAAGAGCAUGUCAAUCAAGCCUAAUGAUGUAAUUUGGAGGAGCCUUUUAAGUGCUUGUAAAGUUCAUCAUAACUUAGAAAUUGGCAAGAUUGCAGCCGAGAAUCUUUUCAUGUUGAAUCAAAACAACUCAGGCGAUUAUUUGGUGCUUGCUAAUAUGUACGCAAAGGCACAAAAGUGGGACGAUGUAGCCAAGAUCAGAACAAAAUUAGCCGAAAGAAACUUGGUACAAACACCCGGGUUUAGUUUAAUUGAAGCAAAGAGGAAAGUGUACAAGUUUGUUUCACAAGACAAGUCUAUACCUCAAUGGAACAUAAUCUAUGAGAUGAUUCACCAAAUGGAAUGGCAGUUGAAAUUUGAAGGGUACAUACCAGAUACAUCACAAGUUUUGCUCGAUGUAGACGAUGAAGAAAAGAAAGAGAGAUUGAAAUUUCAUAGUCAGAAGUUAGCAAUUGCUUUUGGACUCAUACAUACAUCUGAGGGUUCUCCUUUAAGAAUAACAAGAAAUCUUAGGAUGUGUAGUGACUGUCAUACUUACACUAAAUAUAUUUCCAUGAUCUAUGAAAGGGAAAUUACUGUAAGAGAUCGUCUUCGUUUCCACCAUUUUAAAAAUGGAAGUUGUUCAUGUAAAGAUUACUGGUGAAUUUCAUUAUGUUUAUGAUUAUUUUGUUCUUAAGGUUCCUUUAGAAAUUAAGGGUGGUAUUUUCCUGUCUCAA
Molecule: messenger RNA, 2224 nt
Organism: Medicago truncatula (barrel medic)
Lineage: Eukaryota; Viridiplantae; Streptophyta; Magnoliopsida; Fabales; Fabaceae
Product: pentatricopeptide repeat-containing protein At1g31920
Exons: 1
Coding region: 334-2151 (605 amino acids)
Biological process (GO): RNA modification
Molecular function (GO): RNA binding; zinc ion binding; protein binding
Source: RefSeq, a predicted model, not a curated record